Protopolystoma xenopodis is the source of this 252-nucleotide messenger RNA. NCBI's taxonomy places the organism in Eukaryota, Metazoa, Platyhelminthes, Monogenea, Polystomatidea, Polystomatidae. The record is from the annotation of a GenBank genome assembly.
AUGGUAGCGGAUUCCUCUUUACCAGCUGUCGAUUGGCUUUAUUGGAACAUUCUUGCUGACGCUGUUUCCGAGAUAAUCUUCUUCGAAUCAGCGGAUGAUGCAUGGAUUGAGGCAAGCGCUCAGAUGGGUCGGCUUCUUGAACAUCCUCACAAGAGGCUCUUCUGCGAUAGGGCGAACGCGUCUCAGCAUGGCUACAAAUCUUGUUCAGGCUGGGCUGCAGUUUCAAACUCAGCCAAAUCUCAAGGAACUCGG